Molecule: messenger RNA, 435 nt
Organism: Paramuricea clavata
Lineage: Eukaryota; Metazoa; Cnidaria; Anthozoa; Malacalcyonacea; Plexauridae
Source: the annotation of a GenBank genome assembly
AUGGCCAGAAAAACGGUUGAACAUGGCCAGAAAAACGUCUCACCUGAAAUUGUGGCGUGGGCCGAACCAAGAGCGUUGAAAACAGCAAGUUGCGCCACAGCCGUCGGAGAAGUCGCAACAUGCUCUGAGAUGCGGACAAUAGGCGAUUCCGUAACUGAGACAGCAGGUCCAGAAGGAGAACCCGAUGGGACUGCGUGGACACCAGGCACUGGAGUUGCUACAGUUUGCAGGCGUCGAGUCACUUCUGCGGUUACGGAGCUGACGAUCUCUUGGAGCUGUUGGGGCGUGAUAGCCGAGGCUGGAGCAAGAGGAGCAGCUGUUGCUGGCCGAGGAGAACUGGACGAAGGAACCGUCGUGGUUGUUCCUGAGGCACGGGGCGCUCGAGCGCGAUGGGAACGGCGUGCUGGUGGUACGGCUGCCGAUACUGGUCGCUGA